AUGGUCCGGGGACCCGCAACAGUGCGAGUUCACACCAAAACUGAGACGAAGGCGGCCCGGGUCAUCAAUGAGAAGCACUGCACACGCUGGACAACCUCCACACAAACCAGUGCCAUUCCUCCCAGCAAGAAGCUCUACAACAGCAAUGCGGGCCGUGUCACACCCUUGAUGAAGUGGGUCCAGAGAGGCCCCACGAGAGGUAGCUUCCUCACACUGCAGGAAGAGGAGAGAGAAAGGAGAGGUCAUUAUAUUACUCAGGUCUCAGCACAGGAUCAGGGGAUCAUCAAAGUGGACCAAGACACUCAGGAAAUGUUGAAGCUCUUGGACUUUGGCCGUCUGUCCAACCUACAGGCCACUCAGCCCACAGUUGGGAUGAAUUUUAAAAUGCCUCUUUAUGAGUUGCAGGAGGACAUCAAGGACAUCGUGAAGAAAGCAAAAAGCGAUGAAAGAAAGACAAGCCCCAAAUGGGUGUCAGAAAAAACUAAAGCUUGCUCUUGA
Echinops telfairi (small Madagascar hedgehog) is the source of this 498-nucleotide messenger RNA. Its product is annotated as 40S ribosomal protein S17-like. The coding region runs from base 1 to 498 and encodes 165 amino acids. Gene Ontology annotation, biological process: translation. Gene Ontology annotation, molecular function: structural constituent of ribosome. Gene Ontology annotation, cellular component: ribosome. Lineage: Eukaryota; Metazoa; Chordata; Mammalia; Afrosoricida; Tenrecidae. The record is from RefSeq and is a predicted model, not a curated record. The transcript has 3 exons.